GAAGAAUAAUUUUGGGCAGGAGAAGUCUGAGAUUUAUAAAUUUUUGUUAACGGAAGAUAUUAAAGGAUAUAGGACAAAUGGAGCUGAUAAAGAACGUUUAUGGUUGAAUUCUGGCAUCUUCACAAUUGGGAGAAUGUCACAAGCUUCUGGAGGUUUCCUGCUUCCAUUGGGCCCUUUGAUGGGACAAAAAAGGGUUUCUCCAGCUGAAAUAGAGAGCAAAGAAAUCAGAGGCUUCUCAGAGUCAAGUAAGGAAGAAUCAUUUCAAAAGACACUUGAAUUGGCGGUGACUUCCUCAGCUGGAGAUAAAAAUGCUGCAGACAUAGAGGACAACAGAUCACAGACGUCGUUUAACCCUGUAACAUCCAUACCAUCAAAGGAAUCUAUGCAAAAAGAAAAACUUGAUUCUUUAACUGGAUCAGGACCACCAAACAGUUUUGCAAAAUCUCUGCAGCAUGCUGAAACUCUACUGUGGAAUCAGCUUCAACCUGGGUGGAGAUGGCUAAUGACUAAGCACCAAAUUGAAGACAGUUGUUCGGACACAGAUAGUGAUGAUUCAUUGCUGUGCCCUGAUCUGGAUACUCCUUCAGGAAGACUGGCUGAGGCUGAACGGAUUGCCUUUGACCUAAGUAAAUGUUGCCAGCUGCAACGAAGUCUAAAAGGAGGUUUAUUUCAUGGUCAUGUAAAAUCAUUGCCCUCAGAUAAACUGGGCACCACUGAUUUCCAUUAUCAUCGGACCAUAUCAAGUUUAGCAAACAAUUAUGCAAAGCUUCAGAUACUGUUGGAACGUAGAUCUUGUAUUCUUCUAAAUAAAGCAUAUGCCAUGAGUGUAAGUGGAGCAUCUAAAUUUGUAAGAAAACUGACAGAAUUGCUGACUCAAGAGCAAGAAAUGUCCAAAAAAGUAAACUUGGGCAUGGACCAUUCAAGUGGCAUAUCUGUUAAGAGACUUGGACGUCUGUGUGAAGAACUGAGAUACCAUACAAGCCACUGGAAAUGCCUUAGUGAAAAAAUUAAGAAUGAUCCUUGGUUAAAUUGUCAGCUGAUACAUAUGAAGGAAACCUUUAACCAUAUGAAGCAGGCUUUGACAUUGUUGGGCAUAUAUGCUGUUUUUUUCAUGGAGCAAUAUAUUUUCACAGUACUUUGUACCUUAGCAUAUGCUAAACCUUAUAUUCUUCCUUCAGAAUCGCUUUGGGAAUUUUUUCAUGGUCUGGAAAUAUUCAAUAGCAUUGUAUCAGAAUCUAAUAUGCAUCAGUCAUACCUUGAACUGAAGAAAGGUAUUGAAGAAAUUAAUAUAAAUGAAUCUGAUUUACUGUCUCAAAGGUUGAAAAUAACUUUGUGUGGAAAGAGUUGGACCUCAAAAAUUGAACCAUUCCUAGUAGAAAGAGUUUUGGGCGUUUUGGCCAAUGAAAGAGGAAGAAUAGCAUCCCAAUGUUUCUAUGAAGUCAUUAUGACAAACAAAACAUUUCUUUCAACUGUGAAUAAUAAUAACCUCACAGCUUUGGAUUGGGAAAAUAUAAAAAUGUCUUUUUUUCAGAGUUUUACAAAUAGUCAUAAUAUAUUUUGUGGUGAAGGUAUAAGAAUUAGCCUGUGUCAACCAAAAUUAGAGGACGAUAAGCAAGAAUUAGAACCUUGUACCUGUAAGGCAUUUAUUCAAGAAUUCUGCAUGGAAGAUGACGUGCUUCUGAACCGUAUUGUUGAUGGUCUUGCUACAUCCAACAUGCUGUGGCAACAUGUUAUGAAUAGACCCAAGUCUGAUAAACCACAGGAACCUAAAGCUCAAGAUUUGCAAUUGCAGCAAACCAUCUUCUCAACAGAAAAUAACCCUCAACAAGAUUUAGAUGCCAAACAAGGCGUUGAAAUGAGUAGACAUUCUUUAGUCCCCCCUUUUAGGAGAAAGUCUGUACACUGGCAGGACUCAUCGCAUUGUGAAGGAAAAGUUGUUCUAUAUUGUAAAUACAAAACCAUGAUGUGGAAAGCCUUUGCAACUCACCUGAGUGAUCGAUUCUACUUCCAACCAUGGCUUUCUUAUGGAACCUCUAAACAUUCUCUUGGAAAGCUGGAUCAGUGCAAAGCUCAAAUUACUGCACUACUUAUUCAAGUACUGCAAGAAGCAUGUUACAAAGGAUUACUGCCAAAUGAUUCUGAGCCAUUUGUAAAGGAUGUUUGCCUUUUCAUGUUGUCACGGAUUGCUCUCGUUUAUUGGGAUCAAGUUUUCUGCAGUGCCUUGGGAUCAAUGUUGAAGGAUAAAUGUUUUCCUGAUCCUGAGAGGAAGGGAGGUACAGUGAGAAGCAGGACAACUGGGCUUUUCCUGGAGCUCUUUCACCCACUCUGUGUGAUGCUGACCUGGUUGAACACGGAUGAAGCUCAAAAUGACGGUGCCAGGACUGGAAUAGUUCGAAAGCUGGUAGUGCCAUCAAUCUUGGUGCGGACAAUGAGUCAUUGCAUCACAACAGUGCAGACAUCAUCCCAUUGGUUAAUGACAAGAGGUUUCCAAUUCCUUUCUUCUUGGUCCAUGAAUCAGUUUCUGCUAGUAAUUCAAGCAGAUCUAAAACUUCUCAGGGUUAUGGCAUCGAAGAUGGUGCAGCUUGCAGAAACCUUAUGCUUUGAGGAAAUAAGUAGCCAAGGAAUCCAGGAGACUUUGCUGUUGGCUCAAGUAACUACACUAGUGAAAGAACUCAGCUAUGUUGCAGCCAUCUUCAAUACAUUUUCAGUGAAGGCACUAACGAUAUUUUCAACUAACUGUAAAAGGAUGGCUGUUGAUAUAUUUGAACAGACUAUGCCUGUGGGAAGACAAUGGAGGGUAAAUUAUCGAUCAGUUGAGCUCCCCAGUAAACCCAAUGAAUAUGCAACUGCUGCUGUGCAGACUGUGAUUGGUCAGGUUCUGGAGGGAAUUCAACCACUACCAGAAGAUGCUCAAAUUGUUCCAUUAACAGAGGCCCUGACUGCUUUUAUGGAGGCCUGGAUGGAUCACAUAUUGAGGCAAAAGAUAAAAUUUAGCCUCCAGGGUGCCUUGCAGCUGAAGCAGGAUUUUGAUAUAAUCAGAGACUUACUCUGCUCAGAUGAACAGCAACUCUCAUCAGAAAUCAGACAGGCUAUUCUUUCUCUCCGUGUCUUCCAUCAAGUGGACAAUGCCAUUAUCUGCCUCCUUCAGCAACCUAUCAGGAGGGUCUAUUUUCCAUCAAACGCCUGGGAGCCAUUCAGGAGCUGCUGCUGCUCUUCCACCAGGACGGUCGACUUCAGUCACGGGAGCUUGAGCAGUCUUGACAGCCUGGAUUUGCGGACUGUAAGGACCAGAGCAAACUUUCAGCCUAAAGCCUCCACAGGUUCUGAGCUACUGAGCAAGAUCAGGGCAACCGGGCACCCAGAGUCCUAUUUGGCAGUAAAUCAGGAGGAGUGGCUUGCUCUGCGAGCAGACAGCAAUAGGCGCUGGAAAGUUCUUCACUUGCCCUGUAUGAAUAAAACUGCAGAGCAGUGAGCUGUCAGUGCUCUUUCGGUUUAUAAAUUGGAACUGUUGAUCCAUGGGAUUGCAUUACAGCAAAGCACUUUAAUGUUUUUUUUUAUUUUUCAGUUAAAUAUCUUACCCAAUUGAAGGCCUUGAGCAAAUUGAACUUGAAGAAGGGUUACAUUUCCUAUAUAAUUGACCCAAAUUCAGGAGAUAGUCUCAAGCUGCCUUGUAGCUCUGAAACAUUAACACUAUGAAAGCUAACCCUAAAAAAACUCCUUUGUGAAUGGACUUUCAUAUAGUUUUGCAAGGCAAAAGUAUAGAUAUUAUUCAUUUUUUUUACCAUUUGUGUGUGUAUGAAAGAACUCUUUAUACUAUAUUGAAAACCAGUGUUUUUUGACUCAAGAAGUGUACUACAUAAUCAUUUGUCAUAUUUUUAAAAACACUGAACUGUAACGGACCACCUUUACCAAAGUUCUUAUCUUUGGGUGAUUUAUACUGCCCCCAAAAUUUGUUUGUAAUGUUGCAACUUGGCAGAUGCCUGGUAUGAUUGAAAUUUUUUUGGGUCAGGCAAAAGAAACUGUAAAUAAUACAUAAUGAGUGCCUGUCUUUAAUUAUCUUUCCUAUAGAAGAUUUUGUAUUCAGAUCACAUACAUUAAAAAAAAUAAUACUUUU
Messenger RNA from Carcharodon carcharias (great white shark), 4114 nucleotides. RefSeq names its product coiled-coil domain containing 142 (gene ccdc142). NCBI's taxonomy places the organism in Eukaryota, Metazoa, Chordata, Chondrichthyes, Lamniformes, Lamnidae. The record is from RefSeq and is a predicted model, not a curated record. The transcript has 13 exons. The coding region runs from base 134 to 3472 and encodes 1112 amino acids.